Messenger RNA from Rhododendron vialii, 2561 nucleotides. Its product is annotated as protein HAPLESS 2. The record is from RefSeq and is a predicted model, not a curated record. The transcript is spliced from 18 exons. NCBI's taxonomy places the organism in Eukaryota, Viridiplantae, Streptophyta, Magnoliopsida, Ericales, Ericaceae. Bases 91 to 2307 code for a protein of 738 amino acids.
CUCUCUCUCUCUCUCUCUCAUGUACAAAUUCGGCCCACUACCACUCAAAGCGCUUCUGUCGAAAACAAAAGGGGAAUUCCCAAGCCGACCAUGAUUCUCUUCAUUGUCUUCUCUCUCUUUCUCUCUCCUCACCACUCCGUCUCCGGCACCCAAAUCCUCUCCAAAUCCAAACUCGAGAAAUGCGAAAAGGUUUCCGACUCCGCCACCCUCAAUUGCUCCACCAAAAUCGUCCUCAACAUGGCCGUCCCCGGUGAAUCAAGUGGGGGAGAAGCCUCGAUAGUGGCGGAAAUAGUGGAGGUGGAGGAGAAUUCGAGCACCAACAUGCGAACGCCGCGGAUUCCGCCGGUGAUCACGGUUAACAAAACCGCCGCCUACGCGUUGUACCAGUUGACGUAUAUACGAGAUGUUGCGUAUAAACCUGAGGAGUUCUACAUUCAAACGCGCAAAUGCGAGCCAGAUGCUGGCGCAGAUGUUGUGCAGAAAUGCGAGAGGUUGCGAGACGAAGAUGGUCACAUUGUCGAGCACACUGAGCCAACCUGUUGUCCUUGUGGGGACCAGCGCAGGGUUCCAUCAUCGUGUGGAAACUUUUUUGACAAGAUGUUGAAGGGGAAGGCCAACACUGCACACUGUCUCCGAUUCCCAGGUGAUUGGUUCCAUGUUUUCGGUAUUGGACAGCGAUCAGUGGGAUUUAGCAUUCGGAUAGAGGUGAAGACAGAAUCUAAACUAACGGACGUGAUUGUGGACCCUGAGAAUAGAACAGUCACAUCCAAUGAUAAUUUUCUACGCGCAAAUCUUGUUGGAGAUUAUGUUGGAUACACAAGUAUUCCUUCAUUUGAGGAGCACUACCUUGUUAUUCCAAGGCAGGGUGGUCCAGGUCAACCACAAAAUUUGGGAAUGAACUUCUCUAUGUGGAUGCUGCUUGAGAGAGUUAGGUUUACCUUAGAUGGUCUUGAAUGUAACAAAAUGGGUGUGGGCUAUGAGGCUUUCAAUGGGCAGCCAGAUUUCUGCUCUUCACCAUUUUGGAGUUGCUUGCAUAAUCAGUUGUGGAACUUCUGGGAGGCAGAUAUGAAUCGAAUAAGUAGAAAUCAGUCUCCACUUUAUGUCAUUCAGGGCAGGUUUGAAAGGAUAAACCAGCAUCCAAAUCCAGGGAGUCAUUCUUUCUCAAUAGGAAUAAGUGAAGUUCUUAAUACAAACCUCUUGGUAGAACUAAGUGCUGAUGACAUAGAAUAUGUCUACCAAAGGAGCCCUGGAAAGAUUUUGAGCAUUACUGUGCAAACUUUUGAAGCCCUGACCCAAUUUGGGACUGCUACGAUCACAUCUAAAAAUAUUGGUGAAGUGGAAGCAUCAUAUAGCCUUACGUUUGAUUGCUCAACAGGUGUCAGCCAAAUGGAGGAACAGUUCUACAUAAUGAAGCCAAAAGAAGUUACAAAUCGAUCAUUCAAAUUGUACCUUACCACUGAUCAAGCUGCAAAAUAUAUGUGUGCAGCUAUACUAAAGGACUCUGGUUUUAGUGAAGUUGAUAGAGCUGAGUGCCAAUUCACUACUACAGCAACUAUUAUUGACAACGGAUCACAGAUUCCUUUUCAACCACCAAAGACCAGCAUAAAUGGCUUCUUUGAAUCCAUUGAGAGCUUGUGGAGAAACUUCUGGAAUGGUUUGGCGGACUUCAUCACGGGCAAAACUUGCAGGAAAAAAUGCUCUGGUUUUUUUGACUUCAGCUGCCACAUACAGUAUAUUUGUAUGAGUUGGAUAGUGAUGUUUGGUCUACUUUUGGCAAUAUUUCCAGCAGUGGUUGUUCUACUCUGGCUUUUACAUCAAAAGGGACUCUUUGAUCCUCUUUAUGACUGGUGGGAAGAUCAUGUUUGGGCUGAUGAACAAAGACAUGGUGACACGUGGAAGCAUGGAUUUGAUGCUGAAGUUUCUGGAAUACAUGUCAAGAAACACCACAAGCAGGAGGGAAGGCAUCAUAAACAUGAUACACAAAAGAAACGAAGAAGUGUACAUAAUGAGAACAGGCAUAACCAUUCAGAACGGGACACUGAUUAUCACUACUAUCUUCACCAUGUGCACAAGGACAAGCACAAACAUGGACGAACCAAGGGCACUAGUAUCAUGCAGCAGAUUUACCUCGAUAAAGGACAGGAUGGCCAUGUUGGCCACCGCAGGCGCAGAAAGGAAAGGGAAGCCAUAGAUGGGCUGUCUAAAGUUGCCAGAUACAGUGAUGAAAAUCCACAGGGUCAUCACAGGAACAAACAUGAACUUUUCGAAGAAAGACAUUCUAAGCUGAAUGCUAAACAGAGGGAAUAGUUGGAGUUGGACAGAUGUUACCGCUUGUUACAGACCUUUAGUCACUUGAAUAGUUUAAGUGAAAGCUCUUUUUCAUUCUGUAUUCUCUUUUCCCUCUUUUUCAAAUGUUUUACAAUUUUUGUUUUGGGUGUGUGCGUUGGGGGGUUGCGCCUAAUGUACAACUUCUCACAGAUGUAAUAUUCUAAUACUAAGCAUAUCACAAAAGGUGAUAAAAAAACAUUUACCCUUCUUAUAUUGAUGAUUGUGGUUCAACA